Panicum virgatum (switchgrass) is the source of this 1551-nucleotide messenger RNA. RefSeq lists its product as uncharacterized. Lineage: Eukaryota; Viridiplantae; Streptophyta; Magnoliopsida; Poales; Poaceae. The transcript is spliced from 3 exons. Bases 233 to 1150 code for a protein of 305 amino acids. The record is from RefSeq and is a predicted model, not a curated record.
AUAUACCCUGAACCUUUCUAAAAUUCUACCACUUGCUCGCCGCCACCGGAGAUUAUCGUGAACUCGUCGCCGGCGGCACCGCCAUCGCAGCCGCGCCUCCCUCCUCGCCGCCAAGAGGAUCAGCAGGGUCUUACGAUUCCAUUCUCUCCUUUUUAAGGGCCUGUUUGCAGUUGCUGUGCUAUGCUGCAGAGUAGUCAUUAAUUCCAGCAGGAUUUUGCCGUGUUCUGAAGACAUGGCAAGAAGUCCGAGAAACCGUAAGCUGGCAGCUCAGCAUCUGAGGUCAGCCUCCCAUGCUGUACCUUAUGACUACAAGAAAACAAAAAAGUUAGACCAGAAAAAUGAAUUACAAUCAACCUCAGAGGAAAAGGACUGGAAAAAUGCCACCUGCUCAAUAUGCUUGGAGCGUCCACAUGAUGCUGUCCUGCUCCUUUGUUCUUCUCAUAGCAAAGGUUGCCGGCCAUACAUGUGUGGUACCAAUUAUAAACAUUCCAACUGCCUUGAGCUGUUCAAAAAUGCUUAUUCGCGGGAGAAACCAGCAUGUGAAGUCUCAACCGUGGUGGCACCAACUAACCAGAAGCCAAAAACAAUGCUGCUUGCAUGCCCCAUUUGCCGCGGGGAAGUUAAAGGGUGGACAGUAGUCAAACCUGCGAGGCGGUUUCUGAACCGCAAAAGGAGAACUUGUAUGCAUGAGGAUUGCUCAUUUGUCGGGACAUAUAAGAGACUCAAAAGGCAUGUGAGGUCUGAACAUCGUUCAUCAAGACCACGUGAAGUUGACCCUGUGCGUUUGGCUGAGUGGAAGGAGUUUGAAAAUGAAAAGGAGAGGCAAGAUGCAAUCAGCAGUGUCAGUGCCCUAAAUCCGGGGUCGGUGAUCAUGGGGGACUACAUCAUUGAUCCAGAUAGCGACAUCGAUGCUUACAUCGAUAACCCUUAUUUCGAUGAUAUCUCUGACCAUGACACAUUCUUAGAUGGUGACGAAGGAUCUUAUCGUAGAGAUUUUGUGCACAGAGUUAGAUCUCAUAGGAGAAAUGGGGAAAGAGCAAGUCGAAAUCUCCCUCACGUUAGGCUUUCUGGCAUUCGUCGUGGUGUUUCACGAAAUCCAUUUCAAGUUGAUUUUGUCGCAAGAUCUGUGAGUCAGCAAAGUGACAGUUAAUAUCAGAGCAUGACAGUUGAAAGAUGGGAUCAAUCUGGGUUUAAUGAUAUCGUUGCAAGGAGGCAGAUACUAGCGAACUAUUAUGCAGCUGAUAAUGGUGAUAUGGAGUUGCUUUAUUUCGUUUUGCUGUUCUGGCAACCCAGUUGAGGUUUAAAGAUUUUUUUUCUUUUUUCUUUAUAUGGGUUGGCCAUCUUGCUCUCUGAGAUGUGCCCAUAUGCUUAUUAGGACGAAGGAAGCACUGGAUGCGGAUGAUCAUCUAAUCAGCAUUUCUCCUUUUUCUAUCAAAGCAAAGGAAUAGUUUAUUUUUUUGAGGUUAAGUCGUCGUCGUUAUGUUAGAGAUCAAAACCACCAUGUAAAUCUUAGUCUCAAUUAUUUUAUUUAAAGUUAAAACGGUCGCCAUA